UGUUGAGCUAACUGUUUCCUCUGAAUAUUAAAUUGCAGCCCUGCAAAGAUGAAUCAUGGGUUGCACUACAUAAUUUCAAGUUUCCUUCCGAAUAUCUAAUGCCAAUUUUCACUCUACAGUUUGAGAAGUGGUUAUCUUUUGAUACCAAUCCACUCUAUGCUCUUAUGCAUGAAUCCAUCUAUUGUCAGGGUUAUGCUAGUAAAUGGUAUGCCAAUAGUAUAAGGAGUGAAGUUGAAGACAUGUUUGAUGCAAUUAGAGCUACCAUUAGAGCUACCAAAGAAGGACUCCCUGUGCUUUUUUUUACAGAAGAGAUGAUUUUCCUAUGGAUGUUUAAUGAGAUUCAUGCAUUGAAGCCAUUCAAAGAUGCAGCUCAUAUAUUGGCAGAGAAGAAAGACUGGCCCCCUCUAUAUGACGUUCAGGUUUUGAAUAAAAAUGUGAAAUCCCUAACCAGGGUCCAAACAAUUUUUGUAAAAAAGUGAAAACUAGAGCAUAAGUCAUCCACCCAGUAGGGUCUAGGGUGAACACUUGCAUACAACCUUAACCCCACUAGCAGAGAGGUUGCUUAUAGGAUUUGAACCUAUGACCUUUAUGUAACAAGGU
Vigna umbellata (rice bean) is the source of this 600-nucleotide messenger RNA. Lineage: Eukaryota; Viridiplantae; Streptophyta; Magnoliopsida; Fabales; Fabaceae. The record is from RefSeq and is a predicted model, not a curated record.